AUGUCCGACCCUCCGGUGGCCCUUCGCCAUCAGGCGGCCGACAAGACCACCUCCCGACGAACCCCAGCGGUCUCCGCCAAAGCCACACGCCUUCGGCCUCCGGUUCGCCCACCCACGAGACAGCGUCCCGGCCAGAACCCUCCCAUGCCGGUCGAUCGAUGCCCAUCCUACCGAUCGAAACCUCGUCUCUUCUCGAAGCACUCAACGAAGGGCCCAGCUAUCGGGGCUCGAGCCAUGGAACCUUUCGCCUGGCAACGAGAGUCUGAGAACCGGGUCCGAUAUCGCGUCCGAGUACGAGUACGACUCCCCAAUGCCCCCGACGCUACCGUCUCCCUGCUCGUUGGCUCCGUUAUCAAGAGGUCCGUUGAUUCGGGCGGCAACGAGGACAAUGACGUGAUGCAGGCACAAAUCUGUGGUAUUAUCGGCGGUAUCGCCGGUGCCACCCUGCUAGCAGCCGGCCUCGUGCGCAUCGGCUUCUUGGACAGCGUUCUUAGCAGGCCGUUUCUCCGCGGCUUCAUUUCCGCCAUUGGCUUCGUCAUUGUUGUUGACCAACUGCUCCCGCAGACGGGUCUGUCGGAAGCGGCUAAGAAGGCGGGCGUGAGCCACGGCAGCUCCAUUGAAAAGCUCAAUUUCUUGAUCCACAACUGGGAACACGCCCAUAAACUCACCUUCACUAUCUCCCUUACGGCCUUUGUCGUCAUCAUGGUGUGCCGCCAGAUCAAGAAGAAGCUUCAGCCCCGCUAUCCUUCCGUCGCGUACGUCCCCGAUCGCUUCGUCAUCGUCGUCGUCGCCUCCAUCCUCUGCUGGAAGCUCGAGUGGGACCAGAACGGCGUGCCCAUCAUUGGCGCCAUCAGGUCCGCUUCGGGCAACCUCUUCACCUUCCGCUGGCCUCUCAUGCCUUCCAACAUGAAGCACAUCCGCGAGGCCAUGAGCACGUCGUUUUUGAUCGCCCUCCUUGGGUUCUUUGAGUCCAAUGUCGUUGCCAAGAAUCUCGGCCGCUCCGUCGACUUCCCGGGCAUGCAGCUGAGCGCCAAUCGCGAACUGGUUGCCCUUGGCGUGGCGAACCUUGUUGGCGGCUGCUUCAUGGCCCUGCCCGCGUUUGGCGGCUACGGUAAGAGCAAAGUCAAGGCUGCCACGGGAGGCAAGAGCCCCAUGUCGUGUGUGUUCCUGAGCUUGAUUGCACUAUUCACGAUCAGCUUCCUCUUGCCUUAUAUGUACUACCUACCGAAACCCGUGCUAUCGGCCAUGAUUACUGUCGUGGCCAUUUCGCUCAUCGAAGAAGCGCCUCAUGACGUCAUCUUUUUCUUGCGCAUCCACGGAUGGCGCGAGCUCGGUCUCAUGUCCGUCAUCUUCCUCUCGACCAUCUUUUACUCCCUUCCUCUGGGUAUCGCCAUCGGUAUCGGCCUCUCCGUCCUUCAAGUCAUCCGCCACGCCACGCGCCCACGCAUCCAGAUUCUUGGCCGCAUGCCCGGCACCCGCCGGUUCGAAAGCGCCGAGACCCACGCGGAUCGUGUCGAGCUCGUCGAUGGCUGUUUGAUUGUCAAGAUUCCCGAGCCCCUCACUUUUGCCAAUACGGGUGAGCUCAAGACGCGCCUGCGCCGCCUUGAGUUUUACGGUACAAGCAUGGCGCACCCCGCGCUGCCGCGCCUGCGCCGCGAGGAAUCCAACAAGAAUAUCAUUUUUGAUAUCCAUGGCGUGACGUCCAUGGACGGUUCGGGCACCCAGGUCCUCGAGGAUAUCGUGAGGUCGUAUAGGGAGCGCAACGCCCGCGUCUUCUUUAGCCGGGGACCCAAGGACCCGAAGCACCCGGUGCGCAAACUCAUUGAGAGGUCGGGCAUCAUGGAGCUCAUCGGGGACCUCGACACUAUGUCGACGACGUGCACGAGGCACUGA
Messenger RNA from Parascedosporium putredinis, 1893 nucleotides. NCBI's taxonomy places the organism in Eukaryota, Fungi, Ascomycota, Sordariomycetes, Microascales, Microascaceae. The record is from the annotation of a GenBank genome assembly.